GGGACGGCGAGGCUGGGACCGGCCGUCCGCUGGCACCGCAGCCCGGGACCCGCGCCGUGCCGCGCCGCUCCAGGUGAAAGAACACAGAAAAGAAGAUGGAUUGGGGAACUCUGCAGGCUGUUCUGGGAGGUGUCAAUAAGCACUCCACCAGCAUUGGGAAGAUAUGGCUCACAGUCCUGUUCAUCUUCCGUAUCAUGAUCCUGGUUGUGGCUGCAGAGAGAGUCUGGGGAGAUGAACAACAAGAUUUUGUCUGCAAUACACUUCAACCUGGGUGUAGAAAUGUUUGCUAUGAUCACUUUUUCCCCAUCUCUCACAUCAGACUCUGGGCCCUGCAGCUGAUCUUCGUUUCUACCCCUGCGCUGCUGGUGGCCAUGCACGUGGCUUACACCAGGCACGAGAAGAAAAGGCGAUUUAGAAAUGGUGACAAAAUUAAUAUUGAAGAGCUGAAAAAUGAAAAGAUUCAUAUUCGAGGUCCCCUGUGGUGGACAUAUACCUGCAGCAUCUUCUUCAGGAUCAUCUUUGAAGCAGUCUUCAUGUACGUGUUCUACUACAUGUACGACGGCUACCAGAUGCCUCGUCUGGUGAAGUGUGAUGCGUGGCCCUGCCCCAACGUAGUGGAUUGUUUUGUGUCUCGGCCUACUGAGAAAACCACGUUUACUAUUUUUAUGCUUGCUGUAUCUGGGAUCUGCAUGAUGUUGAAUCUGGCUGAGUUGUGUUACUUAGUGCUAAAAGUUUGCCUGAAAGAUUCUGGGAAAACAACAGUUCUAAAAUAAUUCCUCAGUUCCAUGAUUGCUUGGCUUCCCAGGUCCCUUCAAAAUUUACUUAGGCGUCAGAAAACAAUUGGCAAAAGGAUAAAAACAAAAGGGCAUUUUUUUUUUUAAUGAUAGCCUCCCUAGGAAGCUGCCAUUGAGGCAGGUUUUAAGAUCAUGAGCUACUUUGGUAUUCCUGUAUCCACAAAUAGAGAGAUCAGCCUUCUUGGCUGCACCUUUUUCAAGUAUGCUUCCUGCUGUGAUGGUCACUUUUUGAAAAGUGGGAAUGAGAAGCUCUAGUGCCACACAGACAGAGGGAUUGCAAACAAAUUGCACCAAAUGCUUGUUGCCAACGAGGCAGGGCACUGUGGUUUCCUGCUCUUUUUCUCCCCAGCGUUCUGUGAAGAAUCUCAGUACGGUAGGUUUUAUUUGAUGAUGAGACUUUUUACUCGACUGGGCUUCCUUCAGCAGUGUUUUUCUGUG
Phasianus colchicus (ring-necked pheasant) is the source of this 1232-nucleotide messenger RNA. Its product is annotated as gap junction beta-6 protein-like. Gene Ontology annotation, molecular function: gap junction channel activity. The record is from RefSeq and is a predicted model, not a curated record. Gene Ontology annotation, cellular component: connexin complex. Gene Ontology annotation, biological process: gap junction-mediated intercellular transport; cell-cell signaling. Lineage: Eukaryota; Metazoa; Chordata; Aves; Galliformes; Phasianidae.